AUGAGUCUCAACUUUGGUGCUAGUGACUUUAUUGCACUUGUGGACCUGGCAAAUCGAGUGCGAAAACGAUUUAAAGAUGCGCCGGUGCAAUUCCGGGCUAUAACAGAGGAUGUGAAAACACUUUCAAAUGUUCUCCGAGACAUUGAUGAUUAUGAACCUGAAGAAAGCCUGGACAUGCCACAACUGAAGAGCCUUAAUAGCGUCUCCCGAACCUGUCUGGGUGUAUUGGAGGAAGUCGGCCAAACGCUCGAUAAGUACCAAGAGCUGGCGGGUGAUCGCAAGUCUCACAGCCUGAAAGGAUUUAGUAUUCGCGUCUGGAAGGGAUUGAAAUGGGACCAAGGAGAGAUCGACGAUUUCCGCUCACGCAUAAACGCAAGCACUGACGCACUAAAUUUGCUGUUAACCGGAAUCAACAGUCAUACGGCCUUUCAAACCAGGGCUCUAGUACAUUUCACCAACCAAAGAGUCGAGUAUCUUGUUCGUCAUCAAGACCAGGAAAAGAUAGAGAAGAUAUUUGACUGGCUCUCUCCAAUCAAUCCCGCAGCCAAACAAGCUGAUCUUCGGCGUGGCCGACAACAAGGCACUGGUCAAUGGUUUCUCGAAACCCAGUGCUUUCAACAAUGGAUUGAGCAGUCCCAGCACACUGUCAAAGACCAGCGCACUCUCUUCUGCCCAGGUAUUCCAGGUGCAGGCAAGACUCUACUGGCAUCAACGAUAGUGGAUGAGCUACAACGACGCUUUGGGCCAGAUAGGAGUAUUGGGUUGUCCUUUUUCUAUUGUGAUUUCCGUGAGAGAGUGACCCUGGAAGCGAUCCUUGGGUGUCUUCUCAAACAGCUAGUCCACCGACUACCGGUCAUUCCAGAACCCCUUGAAGACCUUUAUGAUGAUCACUUGGAAACCAAAACGCGAGCGUCACUCGGUGAGCUCAUCGAACUGCUCGGCGUGGCGGCCUCGAGGCUUUCAAAAACGUUUAUCGUGGUCGAUGCACUUGACGAGUGUCGGCUUUCUAGUGGAACUCUAAUGACCCUCCUCGACAACAUCUUCGGGCUUCAGAAGAGUCAUAAUGUGGGAUUCCUCGCCACCUCAAGAGAUUAUCCGGACAUUGCUGUCAAAUUUCACAGGAAUCCGUGUGUGAAGAUCCGAGCGGAUCCUGGGGACAUCGAAAGGUUUCUACGGGGCCAGAUGAAUAUCCUCCCGAAUUUUGUCCAGCAGAGAGUGGACUUGCAAGAGGAGAUUAUUCUUCAUAUUUCACAGGCGGUAGAUGGAAUGUUCCUGCUUGCGCGGCUACAUCUCGAUUCUCUUCAAGGGAAGAUGUCUCCCAAGAAAAUUAUAAACGAACUCCACACUCUCCCGGCAGGACUAGAUGCCGCUUAUGAAGAGGCCAUCAAGAGGAUUGAGAGUCAAAUGCCAGACCAAAGCAAAACUGCAAAAGACGCUCUUUCAUGGAUCGUCUGUGCAGCGCGGCCUUUGACCCCCCUUGAGCUACAACAUGCUCUCGGUAUCGAGAUUGGCGAGCCCUGCCUAGAUGAAGAAAAUCUCCCCGAAAUACAGGAUAUCGUCUCCGUCUGCGCUGGACUGGUGGCAAUUGACGAGCAAAGUCAUGUAGUGAGAUUGGCCCACUACACCACUCAGGAGUACCUGACAAACAAUUGGGCUACACUGUUUCCAGAUGCUCAUUAUUUGCUCGGUGCUUCCUGUGUUACCUAUCUGGCCUUUGAUGCUUUUCAGAGUGGAUUCACCCCCUCCCCAGAGGAAUUUGAAUCACGCCUCGACGAAUACCCGCUAUAUUCCUACUCGGCGCUUAACUGGUCGUACCAUAUCAAGAGCCAGGACAUGCAGUUAGAGUUGGCGAUGGGUCUUCUUAGCGACAAACAGCUCGUCACCGCUUGUUCCCAGGCCCUGCUAAUAGAAAACGAGCCACGAAAUGCCAGUCAACGCAUGAUCCAAGAAAUCAGAGGGCUACACCUUGCAGCUUAUCUUGGGUUGGAUGAAGCUGCCAAAGCGAUUGCUAUCGAGGAACUCACAGUUGACAUCCAUGAUGGACUGCAACGAACACCUCUAUCGUGGAUGGCCGAGAUAGGUCGCGACGGAGCGGUCGAGCUCCUCCUGGGGAUGGGAGCAAAUCCGAACUGCACAGACAUCGACGGCCGAACACCCCUAUCAUAUGCGGUGCUCCAAGGUCGUGAAUCUGUUGUUGCUCGCCUGAGGAAUCAUGGCGUUCGCAUGGAUUCUAAAGACCGACAAGGGCGAACCCCGUUAGUCUACGCAAUUUGGGGCGGCCACGAGACAAUCGUCGAUUUACUUCUCGGGGAAGGCAUCGAUGUCAACGGCAAAGACGAGCACGGAAAGACACCUCUCAUCCACGCCAUACAACAUAGCUUCGGGGGUCGAUUUGAAACAAAUACUCGGGUGGCGAUCGUGGAGACAUUGUUGCAGAAAGGCCCCGAUUUGAAUUGCCAAGACAAGGCUGGGCAGAGUGCCUUAGCUUAUGCUGUACAAGACGGAAAGACCAUAUUUGUUAAAAUGCUUCUAGAAGCCGGAGCCAGCUUCGAAAAUGAAGAUUCGCAAGGUCUGGCGCCCUUGGCAGUCGCAGUUGGACGAGGAUAUGAAGACGUCGUUCAGGUUCUCCUUGAAUGGGAUGCAGACCCAGAGUCGGAAGAUCAGGACGGUUAUGUACCGCUAUCAGCGUCUGCGCAGCGUGGGCACACGUCAAUGGUCCGCAUUCUCCUAGAAGGAGGUGCAGACCCGAAUCUCCAAGAUAAGUUCUACGGGAAAACGGCUCUGUCCUAUGCAGCGUGGAACGGGUAUCUGGACAUCGUCGAAAUGCUGCUCCAAAGGGGUGCAGAUCCUAAUCGCAAAGACAUACAAGCUCGCACCGCGUUAUCAUGGGCAGCAGAGUAUGGGCAUUGCAAGGUAGUUGAAGCUUUGCUGGACCACAGUACUCAAACAGCUUGCGACGAGGACCUCUGCCAUCUUACUCCGUUGGAUUAUGCAGUCUCAAAAGGCCGAGAUACAGUUGUAGAGCUAUUCCACAGCAAGGGUUAUGCGAGUGUGACCUCAAAGCCCAACUUAAUCGGCCCUCCGGCACAUCUUGAAGUCAGCCAGCCAUAUGAAACUGCGUUCAAGUCGUUCCAGAUAGAAGAUAUCUAG
Messenger RNA from Penicillium canariense, 3150 nucleotides. Its product is annotated as ankyrin repeat domain-containing protein. The coding region runs from base 1 to 3150 and encodes 1049 amino acids. The transcript is spliced from 4 exons. Gene Ontology annotation, molecular function: ATP hydrolysis activity; protein binding. NCBI's taxonomy places the organism in Eukaryota, Fungi, Ascomycota, Eurotiomycetes, Eurotiales, Aspergillaceae. The record is from RefSeq and is a predicted model, not a curated record.